UUCUGUCCUUCCGAGGUGACCGUUCGCCCUAAUUCCCAGGCUUUGGCCUCCGGUGGGCGAGGAUCCCGGAGCCUGCGGGGCGGGGCGGGGCGGUCAAGGGUUCUCGCGAAGCUCUACUGGAGAUCGCGGAGCCGUGCCCGGAGCCCGCGGCGCUGUGGCCGGAGGCGCCGGGCCCAGAAGGCGCGCGGCAGGCGGCCCUCCCUUGGCCCCGGCCAAGUCCGGGCUCCGCGGACGCUCCCGGCCAGGCCCGUCGGCAGCCUCAGCGGCCCGGGUUUGAGUUUACCGACGGCCGGGCGGAGGCUACGGCCGUUUUGAGCCCUCGGGAGCAGGCCUGAGAUCAUCCCCGGCUCCUGCCUCCCCCGGAGCCCCGCAAGGGAUCUACCAGUACGGUUGUCUACACUUUUUCCAAGAGCAACAGAAAAUGGAGAAAUCCCAGAAGCUGGAGAGCUAAACACCAGACUUCAUAGACUCUCUUGCAACUAGGGUUCCAGAUGUGAUGGAAGUUCCCCAUACAUUAAAGGAUGUUUGCUGCAGGGUCAGUGUCAUUCACGGAUGUGGCUGUGGACUUCACCCAGGAGGAGUGGCAGCAACUGGAUGCUGAUGAAAAGAUAACAUACAAGGAUGUGAUGCUGGAGAACUACAGCAACCUCAUUUCAGUGGGGUACGAUAUUACCAAACCAGAUGUGAUCAUCAAGUUGGAGCAAGGAGAAGAGCCAUGGAUAGUAGAAGGUGAAUUCCCAUGUCAGAGCUGUCCAGAAGAAGUCUGGAAAGGUGAUGACUUGAUAGAGAGAUUCCAAGAAAAUGAAGAAAAACAUUCAAGUCAAACUCUAUUUCUCAACAGCAAAACCCUGAUUGAAGAAGGAGAGAACGCAUCUGCCAAAACUUAUGUGGAACCAAACUUUGUUACUUCAAGCAUAAUAGCUCAUAAUUGUGUUUCAUGUGGAAAGAGUUUAGAAUCUAUUUCAGAAUUAAUUAUUAGUGAUGGAAGCUAUGCAAGAAAGCAACCUGAUGAAUGUGGUGAAUGUGAGAAAACACAUCAUGGAGAGAAACCCUAUGAAUUUAAUCAAAAUGGGGAAGGCUAUUCACAAAAUGAUGAAAGUAUUCUUGAGAAAAUUACUAUUUUAGAGGAACCCUUUGAAUAUAAUAAAUGCAUGGAAGCCUUUGAAAAUGAAGCUGUUUUCAUUACUCAUAAAAGAGCUUAUAUGGGGGAAAAGCACUAUGAGUGGAAUGAUUCUGGACCAGACUUCAUCCAAAUGUCAAAUUUCAGUGUAUAUCAGAGAUCACAAGUGGACAUGAAGCCCUAUGAAUGCAGUGAAUGUGGAAAAUCCUUCUGUAAAAAGUCAAAAUUCAUUAUACAUCAGAGGGCUCAUACAGGGGAGAAACCUUAUGAAUGUAAUGUAUGUGGGAAAUCCUUCAGCCAAAAGGGAACCCUCACUGUACAUCGGAGAUCACACUUAGAAGAGAAGCCUUAUAAGUGUAAUGAAUGUGGGAAAACCUUCUGUCAGAAGUUACAUCUCACUCAACAUCAGAGAACUCAUUCAGGAGAGAAACCCUAUGAAUGUAGUGAAUGUGGAAAAACUUUCUGCCAAAAGACACAUCUCACCCUACACCAGAGAAAUCAUUCAGGAGAAAGGCCCUACCCAUGUAAUGAAUGUGGGAAAUCCUUCUCCCGUAAGUCAGCCCUCAGUGACCAUCAGAGAACACACACGGGAGAGAAACUUUAUAAAUGUAAUGAUUGUGGGAAAUCUUACUACCGGAAAUCUACCCUUAUUACACAUCAGAGAACACAUACAGGAGAGAAACCUUAUCAAUGUAGUGAAUGUGGAAAAUUCUUUUCUCGGGUAUCAUACCUCACUAUACAUUAUAGAAGUCAUUUAGAAGAGAAACCCUAUGAAUGUAAUGAAUGUGGCAAAACCUUCAAUUUAAAUUCAGCCUUCAUCAGACAUCGGAAAUUACACACAGAAGAGAAGUCCCAUGAAUGCAGUGAAUGUGGAAAGUUCUCUCAAUUUUCAUGUCUCACUAAUCAUCAAACAACUGACUUAGGAGAGAAACCCUAUGAAUGUAAUGAAUGUGGGAAAACCUUCCUUGAAAAUUCAAGCUUCGGAAGACAUCAGUCACUUCCGAAAGCAGAGAAAUCCUAUGAAUGUAAUAUAUGUGGAAAAUUAUUCUCUGAGUUGUCGUACUACACUCUACAUUACAGAAGUCAUUCCGAAGAGAAACCAUAUGAAUGUAAUGAAUGUGGGAAAACCUUCUCCCAUAAUUCAUCCCUGUUUAGACAUCAGAGAGUACACACAGGAGAGAAACCCUAUGAAUGCUAUGAAUGUGGAAAGUUCUUCUCUCAGAAGUCAUAUCUCACUAUACAUCAUCGAAUUCAUUCAGGAGAGAAACCCUAUGAAUGCAGUAAAUGUGGAAAAGUCUUCUCUCGGAUGUCAAACCUCACUGUACAUUAUAGAAGCCAUUCAGGAGAGAAACCCUAUGAAUGUAAUGAGUGUGGAAAAGUCUUUUCUCAGAAGUCAUAUCUCACUGUACAUUAUAGAACUCAUUCAGGAGAGAAACCUUAUGAAUGUAAUGAAUGUGGGAAAAAAUUUCACCACAGGUCAGCCUUCAAUAGCCAUCAGAGAAUUCAUAGAAGAGGGAAUAUGAAUGUAUUAGAUGUGGAAAGUCUCCUCUGAAGUAAAAUCUCGGGUCAGAAAAGUCUCUGAAUAUAAUGAAUAUGGGAAAUCCAGUAGAGUCAAAUAUCAUUGUUUUAUCUGAGAGUUCACACUGGCAAGAAACCCUUGUCUGUCUCCUGAAUGGGGAAAAGCAUUUAGGUAUUAGAGUCAUUUUAAUCUGAAUUUUCACAGAGAAGGAUCUCUUAAGAAUGCAACAAGAAGCAAAGCCUUGAGUAAGGCCAUACAAUUCAUUGGACACCAGAUGAUUUAUACUGCAGUGAAACUUUAUAAAUGCUUAAGAUUUAUUUUGGAUUCAAAUUGUAUUACAUAUCAGGAAAUCAUACUGAGGUGAAAUGUGUCACUGUGAUGAGCGUGAAAAAAAUAUAUUUUCUUGAAAAUCAUUACACUAAAAGCCAUAUUUCAGAUGUAAAAACAAAUCUUUAUAGGAAAGAUACCAGAAAACAGUUCUGAAUAAGCAUUUAUUAUAUAAAAAGAACUUUUAAAGUCAUCAGGAGUGUUGAUAGUGUUGAUGGUAUCAUUGAAUACAUUUAUGGCAUGUUUUUAUAUUUUUAAAAUGCAAUUUAAUGACAAUUCUAUGCAAGUUUGGAUUUGAGUAAUUUGUGAAAAGAGUAUCCUUAUUUGAAUAUUAAGAUGGCAAAAUGUACUAAACAUACAGGAUAUAUUGUUGGUGAUGUAAGACCUGAUAGGUAUAAAAUCAUAAAAUACGUAAUUUUCUAAACUUUAGAGGCAUUUACAAAUGGGUUUUUAAUAAACGCCUCAUAGCUAGAAAAGUGAUUUUUUUAAAGUUUUCAACUGCACCUGAGCAAAAAGGAUUUAAUACUAUUUUUCUUGAACUGUGCAUAGGCAAUAGAAAUUAAGUCUGUUUGAAUAGAAGAGGAACAACUGUACUACUAAAAUAUUCCCUAUAUAAAAUAUCCCAACUAUUAUUACUCAAAUUUUCAAUCCAUAAAUUUGUGUGUGCAUAGUGCCAAUACUAUGUAAUUCUGAUUUUUAUCUUUGAUAUGAAUAGGAUGACAUUUUAUGUGCACUGUUCCUUUAUUUCCAGUAUUUUGGAACAAGUUUUUGAUUACUUUCCUGUCUUUUCUCACCCCAUUCCAUUCCGGAAGAGUUUGAGUGUCUGUGAUUUCCUCACAUGAUACAGAGGGUAAAUCCUGAUUAGUCUAAACCAGUAAUGAUAAUUCCAUUCUGUUUGCCAAUGAGUUGUUUAUAGCGGUCGUAUGACCCAAUCCUCAGCAAAGAAGAAAGUAGAUGAAUUUUUUCUGGAGAAAGGAUAAGAUAGUAAUCAAAUUGGUCUUGCUCCAAGAAUGCAAGGAUGGCUUAAUAUUCAAAGGUCAUUUACUAUAUUUCACUACAUGGAGAAAGAUAAUUAGUAUUCAGAAAAGUCAUAUGAUAAAAUCAGAACUCAGUUAUGACCUUAGGAAACUGUGGAGAGAAAGAAAUCUUCCUUAAUUGGAGAAAGAAUAUUUGAAAGUACAACAAAGAGCAUUCCUAAUAGCAAAAUGUUGAAAGCGUUCUCCAGGAUUAAAAAAAAAAGAGGCAAGGAUAUUCAGUCACCAAUUUUAUUCCACAUUGUAAAGAAGGACCUAGCCAGAUCAGUAAAGCAAGGAAAAGAAACAAAAGGCGUAAGGGUUGGAAAAGAAGUAAAACUUCUAAUUGCAGAUAACAUGAUUUUGUACUGGAAAAUUCUGAGGAAUAUACAGAAAAUUAGAAUCAGUGAUAAAUUUAGCAAAAUUCCUGCACACAUCAUGUAAAAAAUGCCUUACUAUAACAUUGAAAGUAAAAUUUUACAUCAAUAUUGUUCACAAUACUUUAAAAAAAAAAAGUUCACAUACCUGGGUGGGGGUGGGGGGCAUAUUUUAAAGAACUCUGUACAAAAAAAUAACAAAGAAGGGAGGGAUAUGUCUUCUUCAUGGAUUCCAAGACUCAAUUUCAAAAGAUACCAGUUUUCCCAACUUACUUCAUAUAUUCAAUGUACUCAAUCUAAAUCUGAAUUUCUCAAUGGAAAUUAAGCUAAUUCUAAAAUUUAUGUGAAAGUUCAAAAGGCCAAUAAUAGUCAAGGCUAUCAUAAAAGAAUAGACAGGGGACUAAAUGCCAGAUAUCAAGAACUGUGAUAAAGCCAUAGAAAUUAUGAUAAUGGUAUUGAUGUAAGGAUAGACAAGUUGGCCAAUGGAACAGAAUAAAGAUUUCAGAAAGACUCAUAGAGUCACCUGAUCUUUUUUACAGAGGUAAUCAGUGAGAUGGGAAAAGGAUGUUCUUUCCAAUAAAUUGAUUUAUCACAUAAAUUUCAUAUGGAAAAGGGUCUUGAUCCCCAGCUUACCUAAAAUACAAAAUCUAUUUGGGAUUGAUUGCAGUCUAUUGGGAUCCUAAUCUAUUGGGAUUGAAAUGUAAAGUAAAGCUUUAACAAGAAAACUAAAAAGACUUUGUAACUUCAGAGUAAGCAGAGUUCAUUUUUAAACAAAACCCAAAGAACAGUAGACCAUAAAAUAAAUCUUGUUAAUUUGGUUAUACUAAAUUUAAGAACUUGUGUUUAACAAAAAGACACCAUUAAGAAAGUGAAUAGGCAGACCACGGAGGGCGAGAAGAUAUUUGCAAUAUAUACAUAUGACAGCUGACUUGAAUCUAGAAGAAGGGUUGGUAAACUUUUUCAGUUAAGGGCCAGAUAGUAUUUUGGGCUUUGGGGGUCAGGUAGUCUGUCAUAACUACUCAACUCUGCUAUUGUAGCAUGGAAGCAACUAUAUACCAUAUGUAAACAAACUGGUAUGGCCAAUAAAACAUUGUUUAUAAAAACAGAAGGCAGGCUGGAUUUGGCCUGCAGGCCAGUUUGCCAACCCCUAAUCUAGGGUAUAUAAAGUACAACUACAAAUCAACAAGAAAAAAAACAAAAAUGGACAAAAGACUUGAACAUCCAUUUUACAAAAGAAGAUACCCAGAUUGCUGAAAACUGAAAAGGUGCAUUAACUUUAGUAAUCAGGGAAGUGCAAGGUACCAUGUGGUACAACUGCCCACCCACUGAAAUGGUUAAAAUAAAAAAGAUGAAAAGUUACCAAGGCUUGGCAAAGAUGCAUAUAUAUCGGAAACUCAUAUACGCUGCCGCAAGAAUUGCCAAUUAGCAUGACCCUUUUGGAAAGCUGGCACUUAAAACUGAACAUGUGUAUACCCUUUUACCCAAACCUAGCAGAAGUGGAUGUAUAUGUCCACCAAAAGACACAGAAUAGAAUAUCCAUAGCAGCUUUAUUUAAGACUGAAAAAAAAAAAAAAAA
This is a messenger RNA of Choloepus didactylus (southern two-toed sloth), 5932 nucleotides long. RefSeq names its product RB associated KRAB zinc finger (gene RBAK). The record is from RefSeq and is a predicted model, not a curated record. NCBI's taxonomy places the organism in Eukaryota, Metazoa, Chordata, Mammalia, Pilosa, Megalonychidae. Gene Ontology annotation, molecular function: RNA polymerase II cis-regulatory region sequence-specific DNA binding; DNA-binding transcription factor activity. The transcript has 6 exons. The coding region runs from base 522 to 2672 and encodes 716 amino acids. Gene Ontology annotation, biological process: regulation of transcription by RNA polymerase II.